AUGGAUAGUAAAUAUCAAACGUUGGAGACCUUACUUAGACACAAAGCAUCAAUUAAAAAUGCUCAUGAACAAUUUCAUCCAGCAACUCGAAUAUUAGUGGAUAGCAGAAAUCUAGUUCCUAUUAAGACUGGCGAACGUAUACAUGUUACAAACCAAACAAUAUUAGAGACAAAAAAAGAAGAGAAUGACUUAGCUUUUCAAAGUUAUGUUAGAGCAUUAAAGAGAACUAAAGAAUUUAUUAAAGAUAUCAGUGAGUCUGGUUCUUUUAUGAAAUUAAUUAGAUCUCAUGAGGCAAUCUAUAUUUAUAGUUGGAAUACUAUAGCUCAAAUUUCUGAUUAUUGA
Messenger RNA from Diversispora eburnea, 342 nucleotides. The record is from the annotation of a GenBank genome assembly. Lineage: Eukaryota; Fungi; Glomeromycota; Glomeromycetes; Diversisporales; Diversisporaceae.